This is a messenger RNA of Stereum hirsutum FP-91666 SS1, 204 nucleotides long. RefSeq lists its product as uncharacterized. The record is from RefSeq and is a predicted model, not a curated record. The transcript is spliced from 2 exons. Gene Ontology annotation, biological process: protein secretion. NCBI's taxonomy places the organism in Eukaryota, Fungi, Basidiomycota, Agaricomycetes, Russulales, Stereaceae. The coding region runs from base 1 to 204 and encodes 67 amino acids.
AUGGCGCCUGUGCUCUUGUCUCGUGGCCUCGACCCCGUUCUCGGCGUCUUCACCGGCGUCCUCGCGUACUACUUGUACGAAAAUAACCCUCGUACUGCACCUCCGCCAGAUCAAAAACUGGAGUCACUCGUUCGUUGGAAGAUGGCAAAGAGGCAGGCAGAACAGCAGCGCUCUGUAGAGGAAGCCAAUCGGAAGGAGGCUUGA